GGGCAAUCUCAUUCAUGAGUCAUGACUCACGAGUCACGAGUGGAAGAUGAGGGGCUAGGUACAUUUCUGAGCAAGGAGGUUGGGGAAGCGCUUCAAAGUCCUUUGUUGGUCCCUGUCGUGCUGUUUCUAGCUGGUUUCGAAUCCACAAGUGGGGGGGUGAGAAGAUUGAGGAACCACUCAGCGCAACCGGAUUGCUGGCUUUGAAAGCAAGUUGGAGAAAGCUUUUGAAAAAAGGUGCCGAGACGGCGGGCCAGAGCGCAACGGUCCAGCUCAGAGCCCGAUAAACAGCCAAAAUGACCGCCGCGCCCCAAUCAAUCGAGUCGGGGCACCAUGACGUUGUGCACGACGUUCAGAUGGACUACUACGGCAAGCGCCUCGCAACGUGUUCGUCGGACCGCACCAUCAAGGUCUUCAGCGUGACGGGAGACCAGCAUGCGCACCUAGCAGACCUAACAGGUCACGACGGACCCGUUUGGCAGGUCGCGUGGGCGCACCCCAAGUUCGGCAGCCUGCUCGCGUCCUGCUCCUACGACCGGCGCGUCAUCAUCUGGAAAGAGGAACGCGAGAAUGCGUGGGUCCAGCUGCAACAGUUCUCCGAGCACGAGUCGUCCGUGAACAGCAUCGCAUGGGCCCCGUACGAGUACGGCGCGGUCCUCGCAUGCGCGUCGUCGGACGGUUCCGUUUCCGUUCUGACGCACAAGCCGGACGGAACGUGGGAGCGGGUGAAGAUCCCCGGGGCGCAUCCUGUGGGUUGUACUGCAGUGUCGUGGGCCCCGGCGAAUGUGCCUGGGGCGAUUGCAGGAACCUUGGGGCCAAACCAAGGCUCGAACCCUCGGCUCGCGUCCUCCGGGUGCGACAACACGGUCAAGAUCUGGGAAAACGUCAACGGGGCCUGGAAGCUGAUGACGUACCCCGCGCUGAGUAAGCACACGGACUGGGUUCGUGACGUGGCAUGGGCCCCAAAUCUGGGGCUGCCCAAAAGUACAAUCGCGAGCGGUGGGCAGGACGGAAAGGUGGUGAUUUGGACGGAGCAAAAGGCGGGCGAGUGGGUUGGGGCCGAGUUGAACGAUUUCAAGGUCCCGGUAUGGAGAGUUAGCUGGUCGUUGACCGGUAACAUUCUGGCGGUGUCCGACGCUAAUGGUAACGUGACGCUGUGGAAAGAGGCGCUAGAUGGACAGUGGGCGCAAGUCACGACCGUCCAAUAAUGGACGGAAGUGUCCGUGUGAGUUUGUGUCCUUUGUUUUUGACCUAAUCAUCUGCGACUUUUUUAUCUGGUCCAAGAAUCUGUGUUUUCCAAAGCAAUAAUCGGCUUUUCUGUGAAG
This is a messenger RNA of Klebsormidium nitens, 1322 nucleotides long. The record is from the annotation of a GenBank genome assembly. NCBI's taxonomy places the organism in Eukaryota, Viridiplantae, Streptophyta, Klebsormidiophyceae, Klebsormidiales, Klebsormidiaceae.